This is a messenger RNA of Cotesia congregata, 1506 nucleotides long. NCBI's taxonomy places the organism in Eukaryota, Metazoa, Arthropoda, Insecta, Hymenoptera, Braconidae. The record is from the annotation of a GenBank genome assembly.
AUGAUUUGGGUAAUUUCUUACAUUGGUGUUGUGCUAUUCUUGGUACUCAUGUACAAAUAUCUUACCCGUAACUACAAUCACUGGAAUAUCCGAAAGAUACCAACAGCUAGAGGAGCAGUACUAGGAUUCGGUCACAUGCUGGAUGUUAUGAUGUUGAAAAAAAACUUGUUUACUUUAUUACAAGAAACUUACAAAGCCUAUCUCGAUGUUAGUAUGGUGGGACUGUUUGAUUUUGACCAACCAGCCUUAUUAAUCAGAGACCCGGAGCUGGUGAAGACAGUGAUACAGACAGAAUUUGCAAGUUUCAGCAACCACAUGACUGUGAAUACUCUUGCGGAUCCUCUGUUGAAGAUGGAUCCGGCCUUCGUGAACGGUGAGAAGUGGAAACACAUUCGUGGGCUGUUCUCAAAAGCCUUUUCGGCUAAGAAUUUAAAGUUCAUCUCACUGGUAGCCAAGUAUGAAUGUGAUAAAUUAGUUGAAUUCAUUGACAAAAAGUUUGACAAAGAGAGCGUAGUUGAUGUUAAUGCCAAACAUCUGUUUUCUAAUUUCACGGCUCAGGUAGCAGCCCAUAUGAUUUUCAAUGUCGAUGGAGAAGCAUUCAAUGAUUUUCACUUACCGGAAUCGUUUCGCACAAUGAUGGAUGCUAUGUUCGAAACUAACGUUAUCACUGGGAUCAAACAGAACAUUUUCUUUUCUCUGCCAUUGGUAGGCAAGCUUUUGAAUAUAGGCUUCGCUCCUUCAUGGGUGAACGUAACAUUUAUAAAAGUGGUCAACGAGAUACGAGAGUUAAGAAAGAGUUUAAAUUUUAAAAAAUAUGACAUUUUGCAACAAAUUAUCGAUUAUGAAGCUAACAACAAGUAUGGUGACGUGGUUGCGUGUUGCGCCUUUCUGUUCUUCAUCGAAGGUUAUGAAACUUCUAGUCUAACUCUAAGUUCAAUAGCUUACUUACUAUCCAAGUAUCCGAAAUUUCAGACUAAAGCAAAAAAAGAAGUUGAUAGAAUGAUGGAUAAAUAUCAGAGUGGUAUUUGCUAUGAUGCCAUCAAUGAGAUGACUUACCUGGAUCAAAUAAUCCAAGAAGCAAUCAGAUUGUUCAGUCCCGUUGCAAGCAUGCAGAAAAUAUGUACUAAGAGCAUCACUCUUCAGGGAGCUGAUGGUCUUGCUUGUGCUUUAGAUCCUGGAGAUGUGGUAUUAAUCUCGCCGGUGGGAAUUCAUCGAGAUGAGAAGUAUUGGCAGAAUCCAAAUGAGUUCAAUUCUGAUCGAUUUGCUAAGGGAUCUGAAGGGUACCGCAAACAUAUGUACUUGGGAUUCGGGGAAGGCCCACGGAAGUGCCCUGGUAAGCGUUUGGCUUUUGUUCAAGUGAAAGCUGCGAUGGCGAUUAUCUUGAAGAACUACGUCAUCGAAGUUUCUUCUCGGACGGUUGAACCGGUGAAGAUAGAGCCAAAAUAUUUUUUGACUACUGCGCAAGGUGGCUUCUGGAUUAAAUUACGACGUUUGGCCUGUAGUUGU